Messenger RNA from Opisthorchis viverrini, 285 nucleotides. RefSeq lists its product as hypothetical. The record is from RefSeq and is a predicted model, not a curated record. The transcript has a single exon. The coding region runs from base 1 to 285 and encodes 94 amino acids. Lineage: Eukaryota; Metazoa; Platyhelminthes; Trematoda; Opisthorchiida; Opisthorchiidae.
AUGCGUUCCCUCAUCACGCUUGCUCGGGCAGCCCGACUGAUACCAGCUGGGAUUGGCAAAACCGAUCAAGCGGUUCCCCAGGGUCCGAUAAAAGAGCUAGGUUCAGGGUCUGGGAUACCUUGCGCAGAAACAUUUCGAUUGGCUCGUACGUUACUCCUGACUGUUAUUAAUGGUCAGAGAGGGAGCGAUCUCGACCUGCCUGAAACCAAUUCGAAUGCUGCUCAUCGGAAGGGCCCUUUCUCGCAUGCUGAAGUCACUAUUGAGCAGGAAGAGGAACGUUACUGA